CUGAGACUUUAACCCCGGUUGCUUUUUCAGCCCCUCACACUGGAGCUUUAAAACACCUCCUACCCCCCAAGAUCGCCUACCACUGACCAUAGUGCCAUAGUGUUUGCGCUCCAACACCAUGAUGAAAGCAAGCAUUUCAGACCAGCAACAUCAGGCCCUGUCCUCCGCUCAAGCCCGUGAACCCCCUCGCAACCCUGCCCUACUUUGUGCCUCGAAAUAUGCGUACUUGAUCCUACAGGCGCUCGGCUACGCUCUGCCUAUCCUGACCGCAGGGGUCUACUUCCAUUGCUAUUUCUACCAAGAAAGAGAGAAAGCAGUUUGUCGAUGGGAGGGCGAGAAAACGAUGAUAAUCCUGAGCGUUCUCAUUAUGGUUUGGUGGCCAGUGAACAAUGCCCUAUCCUAUUAUGCCCAUUGUCACGUUCGAAAGCCUACCAAGUGAGUUUACCUGAGCAGGGAUUGGUGAUUAUGUAUCCGUUAUAUCAGUCACUCAUGAAGCUGUGUGUUGAGAAACGUAUGUUCUUAGAUAUUGGUACGGAGCACUUCACCUACCUGACUGGUUCUUCCCCUACCCUGCUC
This is a messenger RNA of Aspergillus wentii DTO 134E9, 576 nucleotides long. RefSeq lists its product as uncharacterized. The transcript has 2 exons. NCBI's taxonomy places the organism in Eukaryota, Fungi, Ascomycota, Eurotiomycetes, Eurotiales, Aspergillaceae. The coding region runs from base 119 to 439 and encodes 106 amino acids. The record is from RefSeq and is a predicted model, not a curated record.